Molecule: messenger RNA, 7829 nt
Organism: Pygocentrus nattereri (red-bellied piranha)
Lineage: Eukaryota; Metazoa; Chordata; Actinopteri; Characiformes; Serrasalmidae
Gene: kdm4aa
Product: lysine (K)-specific demethylase 4A, genome duplicate a
Exons: 24
Coding region: 290-6403 (2037 amino acids)
Biological process (GO): chromatin remodeling
Cellular component (GO): nucleus
Molecular function (GO): histone H3K36 demethylase activity; histone H3K9 demethylase activity
Source: RefSeq, a predicted model, not a curated record
UAGCAGUAGCAGUAGUAGUAGCAGUAGUAGGAGCAGUAGCAGUAGCCGUAGUAGGAGCAGUAGUAGUAGCAGUAGCAGCAGUAAUACUGUUAUGAUCAGUAUUUUGACAGCGGGGAACGCCUUCUUCCAUCUUUGUAAACAGUCUCACUGCGCCUGCGUGUUCGUGUGUCACAAUAAUGGAGGAUCUUUUCUCUCCGCGCUGAAACCCGCAUUAAGCGUCGCGUUUCUCUGCACAGUUCGAAGAAAAUCCGCCUGCAUAUAAACAUCAGAAAUACUCCCAGUAGCAGAAAUGGCCUCAGACUCAGUAGCCCAAAAUCCUGUUUUCAGGAUCACAACCUUCCAUCCAACCAAGGAGGAGUUCAAAGAUUUCAGCCGCUACAUCGCAUAUAUGGAGUCGCAGGGGGCUCACAGAGCGGGCCUGGCGAAGAUCAUACCUCCGAAAGACUGGAAGGCCCGUCGUACGUACGAUGACAUCGAUGACCUGGUUAUUCCUGCUCCGAUUCAGCAGGUGGUGACAGGUCAGUCUGGGCUUUUCACACAGUACAACAUCCAGAAGAAGCCCAUGAGCGUCCGCGAGUUCCGCAAAGUCUCUAACACAGACAAAUUUUGCAACCCCAGAUAUGUGGACUUUGAUGAGCUGGAGAGAAAGUAUUGGAAAAAUCUUACCUUUAAUCCUCCACUGUAUGGGGCAGAUGUCAGUGGAACGCUCUACGAUGCAGAUGUGAGUGAGUGGAACGUGGGGCGGUUAAAUACCAUCCUGGACACAGUGGAGAGAGAGAGUGGGGUUAAGAAUAAAGGUGUGAACACACCUUGUCUUUACUUUGGAAUGUGGAAGAGCACAUUUGCUUGGCACACGGAGGACAUGGACCUCUACAGCAUCAACUACCUACACUUCGGAGAACCUAAAUCCUGGUAUAUUGUGCCUCCUGAGCAUGGAAAGAGAUUGGAGCGUCUUGCUAAAGGAUUUUUCCCUGGAAGUGCCCAAAGUUGUGAAGCCUUCUUACGACACAAAAUGACAUUGAUUUCCCCAUCAAUUCUCAGAAAGUAUGGUAUCCCAUUUGAAAAGGUCAUACAGGAAGCAGGCCAGUUUAUUGUGACUUUCCCAUACGCCUAUCAUGCUGGAUUCAACCACGGUUUCAACUGUGCAGAAUCCACCAACUUUGCCACGCAGCGCUGGAUUGACUACGGCAAGCAGGCAGCAUUAUGCUCAUGCCGCAAGGAUAUGGUGAAGAUCCCUAUGGAUUUGUUUGUGCGAAAGUUCCAGCCGGAGCGCUAUAAACUGUGGAAAGCAGGAAAGGACAGCGCCCCCAUUGACCACUCUAAACCCACACCAGAGGCGGCCGAAUUCCUGCUGGAUGGAAAAAAAGAGGGAGAGAGAGGAGAGCUGAGUAACAGCAGCAGGACUGAAAGAGUGCGAGAGAAAGAGAAAGAAACAGAAAAGACAAUCACAGAGUCAGAAGAGAAAGAGACACAGAAGGCUGAAAAAGACAGAGGAGAGAAAGAAACGAUGAAGACAGAUGCAGAGAGAGAAGAGAAAGAGGAAAAGGCUGAUAAAGAGAGAGAAAAGAAAAAAAUGAAAAUAGCUGAUGCAGAGAAAAAGAUAGAAAUGGCAGAUAAAGAGGCAGAACAAGCAGGGAAAGAAAAAGCCAAUGCAGAGAAAGGAGAUACGCAGACUGAUAAAGAAGAGAUAGAGAAAAAAGAGGUGGGAAGAGAGAAGUGCAGUGUAGAAUGUGGAGAGAGAGCUAAGAAAGAAGUGAAAGAAGAGACAAACACAAUAAUUACUGAAGAGAGUAGAGAAACCAAGAAGAAAGAAGCAGAAAAAGGAAUGAUAGAGAGUGAACUAAGAGAAAAAGAGACGAAUGAAAAAGAAAAAGGAGAGAUGGAGAACAAAGAGAAUGGGCAAACAGAGAAGAAAGAAGGAGAAAAAGAACAGAUGGAGAGUGAAGUGAGAGAAGAAAGAGAGAAUAAUGAACAGAUGGAGAGUGAAGAGAGUGGAGAAACAGAGAAAAAAGAAGGAGAGGAAGAAGAGAUGAGUGAAGAGAGUGGAGAAACAGAGAAAAAAGAAGGAGAGGAAGAAGAGAUGAGUGAAGAGAGUGGAGUUACAGAGAAGCAUGAAGGAGAGAUGAAGAGUGGAGAGGUGGAGAAGAAAGGAGAGGAAAAGAUGAGUGAAGAGAGUGGAGAAGUGGAGAAGAAAGAAGAGAUGAAGAGUGAAGAGAGUGGAGGAGUGCAGAAGAAAGAAGAGAUGAAAGAGAUGAAGAGUGAAGAGAGUGGAGAAGUGCAGAAGACAGAAGAGAUGAAGAGUGAAGAGAGUGGAGAAGUGCAGAAGAAAGAAGAGAUGAAGAGUGAAGAGAGUGGAGGAACAGAGAGGAUUAAAGGAGAUGAAGGAGAGAAGAAGAGUGAAGACAGUGGAGGAGUGGAGGAGAAAGAAGGAGCAAAGGAAAAUGAAAACUUAGUGGAGAUGGAAAAUAAAGAGAACGAGAAAACAGAAAGAGAGACAGAGGCAAUAGAGAUGGAGACUGAUGGAGAGACGGAUAGCAACAAAGUGGAGAGUGAAAAAACAGAAGCAGAGAGAAAAGAGAUGGAACCAGAAAAGCAAGAGAUGGAUGAACAGACAGUGAAAGGAGAGACUAAUAGCAGAGAGAUGGAUACUGCAAAUGAGGAGACCUUGCGAGACAAGACAGAGACAGAAAGAGCAGAAGACGAGACAAGAAGGCAAGAGAUGAAUACAGUAAAGGUGAAGAUGGAAGAAGGAGAGAGAGACAGAGGAGGGAUAAAUGAAAAGGAAGAGCGAGAGACAGGGGAGCUGGGAGAAACCAAUUUCGAGAAAAAAGAGAUGGACACUGAAAAAGAAGAGAGCGUAAGAGGAGAGAUGGUGACAGACAACACUGACAAAGAGAGCGAAAAGAUGGAAACUGAAAAAGAGGAGAGAGAGGAAGUAAUGACUGGAACUGAAACAGAAGAGACAGACGCAGGAGAGAUGGAGAUGAAAGAGGGAGAAGAUGCAAGAGAGAGUGAGAAAGCGGAGAAGAAUAGCAGAAGUGAUGAAAGGCCCAGCAGCUCUACAGUGCGGGAGAAAAGCAGCACUUGUAAGCAGAAGGACAGAAAGCGGCAGAGAAGAGCCACUUCUGGUACUGCUGAGACUGAGGCUGAAGAGCAGGUGCAGCAGAAGAGAGCUAGGCUCAGCCAACCUGAAGCAAAAGAAGAGAAACGACAGCCUUAUUCUUAUGAAAGAAAAGAUGAGGAGAGGAUGGAGAUUGAUACUCCAUCGAAACAGGAAGAAAUGGCAGGCCAUCAUCAUCCUCACCCAGAGACUCUCAUCUGUCCAUCAGACAACAGACCACCGCCACAGAGUGCUGACCUCAUUCCUUCUGAACCUAGUGAUGCCAUGCAGCCUGGUGACAUCACAGAUAUCCCAAGCCAUAGCACUUCUCUGUUCAUUUCUUUCACUGCUAGUGAUGUCACUACCCAGGCAAGUGACAUCAACUCUUAUCCAAGGGAUGUCACCUACCAGCCAAGUGACAUCACCUCUCAACUGAGAGACAUCCCCUCCCAGCCUAGUGAUGUCGCCUACCAGCCAAGUGACAUCACCUCUCAGCCAAGUGAUAUCAUCACCUCCCAGCUAUGUGACAUCACCUCCAAGCCGAAUGAUGUAAUCUCUCAGUGUGACAUUACCUCGCAGUCGAUUGAUAUCAUGUCUAAGCCGUGUGACAUCUCCUUGUCGAGUGCUAUCAUUUCUGAUUUGAGUGAUGUCACAUCCCAAACAACUGAUAUGAUAACUCCUCAGUCCAGUGAUGUCACCUCCCAGCCGAAUGAGACCAUCACCCUGUCCAGUGAUGUCAUCGCUUCUCAGCCAAGUAACAUAAUUGCCUCCCAUCCCUGCGAUGUCACCUCUCUGUCAACUGACUUUAUUACUUCUCAGCCAAGUGAUGUCGUCACCUCCCUCCAGCCGAGUGUUGUCAUUUGUCAGCAGCAUGACAUCAUUACUUCACAACCAAGCGAUGUCACUUCUCAGCCAAGUGACAUCACUUGCCAGAUGAACAAUGUCACCUCUCAGCCAAGUGACAUCAGUUACCAGCCAAGUGAUGUCACCUCUCAGCCAAGUGACAUCACCUCCCCGCCAAUUGACAUCAUGUCCGAGGCGAGUAAUAAAACUUUUCAUCAAAGUGAGCUUGUUGCCUCUCAGAGGAGUGACAUCAUUAAAUCCCAGUUCAGUGACAUCACCACUCAGCCGAGCAACAUUACUGAGCUGAGUGACAUCACCAUUCAGCCAUGUGACAUCAUGACUUCCCAGCCCAGUGAUAUCAUCAUGUCACAGCCAAGUGAUACCACGUUUCAUUCAAGUGACAUUGCCACCCCCCAGCUGAGUGAUAUCAUUUCACAGCCAAGUGAUGUCACGUUACAGCCUAGAGAUAUCACAAUUAACCCAAGCCAUAGCACUUCUCUGUCCGUUUAUGUUACUUCCUCCUCCACAGUCAGUGACUCACAGCUGAGUGACAAUAUUUCUCAGCCAUCUAACAUCCCUUCCCAGCCCAGCAUAGCCACUCCACGCUAUUUCCUCAAAAGUAAAUCCAUUAAUGCCACCGGGCAGCCUAGAAUCAUCACUUCAUCACGUAAUGCUAUCACCCCGAAGCCCAGCAGAAUCACAGCUAAACCUCAGUCUGGUGGCAUCACCACAAAGCCUGACCCAAGUGACCUCAGCGUUCGAGCUAGACACACCAAUAAUACCAGGCACCGUGGUGAUGCUACAUCCAGACACAGCAAAACCAGCCCUAAAGCUGAGACCAAAUCCAGAGAGAGUCAUGCAUCACUGCAGCAGGGCAGCGAGGAGCAUUCGGCUCAGCGACUCUUCCAGCGGACUCUUAGUUCUGCCGAGGUGCUUCACGUCCACAGCUACGCUAAAGGAGACUACAGCGACCUCGACUCCCACAGCAGAGAGCAGCAGAGAGACAGUGACACAGACACAGAGACACUGGAAGACAGCCAGCAGGGGACAGAAGAAGACUUUGAAGUUGCUUUGAAUAGUCUGGUGAAGCUGCCCAGACACCAUCCUCUGAUGAAGGACAGCAUCAGCGAUGAAGAGCUGCAGGACCAGGCUGGAUUUGAAGAGGACUGGUUGGAGGGUGAGUCAUGGGCAAAGCCUCUGGCUCAGCUGUGGCAGAACAGGCCGUAUAAUGAAGAGAGGGAGAGAGAGUACAACAGAGAGAUGGGCCUCCAGCCACCAUACUGCGCUGUCUGCAUGCUCUUCCAGACAUACCAGCGGACUGAAGGUGGCAAUAUUGAGGUGGUCCAGGCUGGGGGUCAGAUGCGAACGAAGCCGUUGAUUCCUGAGAUGUGCUUCAGCACCACCACAGAGGAAAAUGCUGAACUCCGCUUGUCCACACCUCACCUGGAGCUGGACGGCACCAGCCUGUUAAUCAGCUGCUCUCAGUGCUGUGUUCGUGUCCACUCCAGCUGCUAUGGUGUAGCGACUGAGAGAGUCACCAAAGACUGGAAAUGUGCUCGCUGCAAGGCCAACGCCAUGACUGAGAGUUGUUGUCUGUGCUCAUUACGAGGUGGAGCCUUACACAGAGCCAACAAUGACAAGUGGGUGCAUGUGCUAUGCGCGGUGGCGGUGCUGGAAGCACGUUUUGUGAACAUUGCAGAGCGAUCACCAGUAGACCUCAGCGGAAUUCCCUUACAGAGAUUCAAACUGAAAUGCUAUUAUUGCAAGCGGAGGAUGAAGAAGCCAUCAGGUUGCUGUGUGCAGUGUUCUCAUGGCCGCUGCCCUACGUCAUACCACCCCACCUGCGCCCAAGCCGCGGGUGUUCUCAUGCACCCAGACGACUGGCCUUUUAUUGUCUACGUCACCUGCUGCCGCCACAAAGGCCCUGUCCAUUCAGAGCGGAACAAAGAGGCCAUGAGGGAGCUCAAUGUGGGUCAGAAAGUGAUCUGCAAGCACAAAAAUGGGCGCUAUUACCAGUGCGAUGUGGUCCAGCUUUCCAAAGAGACAUUUUACGAGGUCAACUUUGACGACGGCUCCUUCAGCGACAACCUCUUCCCUGAGGACAUUGUGAGCCGUGACUGCAGCCAGCUGGGCCCGCCGCCCUCGGGAGAGGUUGUGCAGGUGCGGUGGACUGACGGACUCAUCUAUGGAGCCAAAUUUGUGGCAGCGCAUGUCACCCAAAUGUACCAGGUGGAGUUUGAGGACGGAUCACAGCUCACAGCCAAGCGGGACGACGUCUACACGUUAGACGAAGAGCUUCCCAAGAGGGUGAAGUCCAGACUGUCGAAAGCAUCAGACAUGCGCUUUGAUGGAAUUUUCGGCGAGAAGAAAGUUCAGGACAGCAAGAGGCAGCGGGUCAUCAACUCCAGGUAUCGGGGAGAUUACAUCGAGCCAGUCAUCUACAGAGCCAUCAUGGAGUAGCUAGAAGAAAGCCGGCGCCUUCUUCCCUCACACCACCAGCACUGAUUCAGUCCUAUACACCCACACAAUCCCCGGUUACACUCCAGCUCAAAACACAAAGUGAGACGUGGACUUUCUCUUUCUGCUCAGAUACUUCUACAGGAACUGUUUUUUUGUAACGCGUUUCAAUUGGUUCAACAAUAUUGCCUUUACUUUCUGAUCGCUGAAAAGCUGCCAGGUUUCUGUAAGGCAUCUUUUAAAGAGUGAAGGCAUAUUUUAAAAUAUACACACUCAUAAUACAUCCAGACAGAAAGAACGUGCUUAAUACGCUUCCUGGAAAUUAAGCCGCAUGUGCAUAUAGCUUAUGGUAAACCUUAUCCCAAAAGCAUUAGUUAACGGAGUUUGUAUUAAUUUGAUAAAAGAUUUUUAUCUCCAUCUUUCACUUUGUAUUAAUUUAUUUUCUUCAUGUUCAGGGUGCUAUUCCAGCCCAUAUUUUACAGAACGGAGGAACCGUUCUGCAUUUUAUUAAUACAAAUGCCUCCUUUUUUAAUAGAUCUACACUAUCAUCAAUUGUACAAUUGCAUUCCUGAAUAUUGUAGACUAUUUGGAACAUAAUGAAUUUAGCAUUUUUGCAUUUCUGGAGUUGUUUUGUUUCUUUCUUUUUUACCAACGUAUUUAUUAGACGGUGCUUUAUAAAAGUAGCCUUUUGCAAUAUAAUUGUGUGAGUUACAGUGCUGUACAAAGUUCUGGAUGGAUGAUGUGGUUUCAUUUUGACUGAAAAGUAUAUGUAGAGUCGAGACUCUUUUUUGAAAAAGCCACGGAUUUCCUGCCCAGUCCCCAGAGCUCUUUACUGUGUUCGAGGCUUUCCACCUUGCACUCUGAUCUGAAUCCUGUUUUUUUAAUAAUAACUUACUGCUGUUGCAAUCUUAUCAAAUCCCCGUGCUUUAAAUAAGCUAUUUUUGCACUUCUGAGCUGUACUUGCAGUAGCCAAGUUCCAGAAACAGCCACACACAUGGAGGUUAAAGGUGGCCUUUCAGUGCCCUUUUGCUUGCCUGUGUACGAUGUGUAGUCUGUGUCUGUUAGGGCCAUGUAGUCAACAGCCUUUUGGAUAUUAUCGAGUCUCUUUCGCUCAAUAGGAAGAGACCUGUAUUACCACUUUAAAAGAAAAAAUGACUUAUGAAAGGAAAUGUUUUUUAUUAAGAAGCUUAUUUUAUUGCUUUGUUUUAUAAUAAGUGUUUAAUGUUCAUAUGCUGUGAGAUAGUUGUAUGUAGUUAAUUUAAUGACAUUGAGCUGCCAGUGCGUUUGGGCUGCCUUUUGUUUUCCAGCUUUCUUAAAGAAACAUGAGCCUCCAUCCACACUGCGCCUCAUGAAUGCAGAGCCUCUGAGACUUCGAUUCAUGUCUUUUGUAAAGAUCAUCAGUGUGUGUCAGUAAAAUGAUGUGGGCCUA